UUAUAUAGUUUGAAAUCUUAUCGCUACCAAUCUAAGCAAGUGAUAGUUAAUGCGCACCAUUUUGGGGGAUUUAUUUCUGGGCGGUUUUUGACGAUUCAAAGUUUAGCUUGACGCGGAAAUUCUUGCCUCGUCAUUAUAUUAUCCAACCUUACAGAGUCUAUGAACUAAGUGUUUCUUUCAUCAUGUCUCCCACUGGCCUUAAAAAAAGAAGUCUUUGACCUGCAUCACAAUAAUUUCAACACUGACUGAAAGGAGUUUUGUGAAAUCGCAGAUUAUGGAAAGCAAAGGUAACACAAACUCCAUAUGGAAGGUGAUUAAUCGAUGUUUGCCGAAAAAAUCUUCCAGCCUACCACAGUUCAAUGAUAGUCAUAAGAAUGUGGCCAACAGUUUUAAUAAGUAUUUCACAUCAGUUGGAUGAUUAACAGCUCUUAAAGCUAACCAGUUGGCCAAAGACCAAAAUUGGGCUUUGGAUCCAAACGUCUUUGCAACCUCUAACGUUCCUGUACAGUGUGAGCAGUUUGAAUUCCAGCCUGUAACAGAGAAGGAUGUGGCGAAUGUUAUCCUAAAUUUGCCUUCUAACAAAGCACUCGGCUUUAACAAAAUUCCAUCAAGAGUACUUAAGGAUAGUUUACUGGCUACUUUGCAUAUAAUCACGUCUCUAAUGAAUAAUUCUUUCAGAUCUAAGACGCUUGCACGUGUGUGGAAAACCGCAGAAGUAAUUUGUGUUCCUAAAGAUGGAGAUGUUGGAAACCCAUGUAACAAUCAGCCAAUAUCACCGCUACCGGUAUCAGUCUCCAAAGUAAACGAAAGGUUGGCUCACAAACAAUCUGUCACGUUCUUGGACGAUGACAACAAGCUAUCACAACUUCAAAGUGGCAAUCGUAAAUAUCACUUCACUGAAACGGCUCUCCUGAGUGUCACUAAUGGAUUAUUAAAAGCUAUGGAUGAAAAGAAAAUUUCAAUACUGCUGUUGAUGGACAUGUCAAAAGCCUUUGACAGUAUAAACCGUGACAUGUUGCUACUGAAACUUCGCAGCCUUGGUGUGUCACCAUCAGCAUUAGCAUGAUUCAAAAGCUACCUCAAAGCGUUCGUAUCGGGGAUUUAGUCUCACAGUCUCUUCCAGUUUAUUAUAGCGUUCCACAGGGAUCCAUUCUUGGCCCUGUUCUGUUCACUGUUUACGUAAAUGAUUUGUUAACAGUGCCUAAACUCUGUUAUGUUGAUGACUCUAAACUCUACUUGAAAUUUAAAACUAAUGAAUUGUGUAACGCAGUCUCCGCAGUUAACUCCAAUUUAAGUGAAAUUUGCCAGUGGUGCUGUCACAAUUCACUGCUUAUGAAUCCAGAUUAAGCCAGGAUUAUCUUAGGGCUUUGCAAAUAUGACCAUAUCUCUGCAGGUCUGAGAUCACUUCGAUGGCUAAAUGUCAAACAAAUACUUAUGGUCAUGAUGCAGUUAUGAUGCAUAGAUGUCUUGGAGGACUGUCACCUAGCUACUUGUCGGACAAAUUUUCAGCUCGAGCUACUAUUCACAACAGGCAGACAAGAUAUAGAAACAGCCUCAAUAUUCCAUAUAAUAGAAUCACUGCUGUCCAACGCGCCUUUUGUUACCGUGGCGUGAAAAUAUGGAAUAACUUAAGCAAAGACCUAAGGGAAAUAACAAAUACUAUAGCUUUUAAGAGACAUUUAAUCAAAGAACUGACUUGUGACAUGAACUAGGUUAGAUGAUAAUCAUUGUAUAAAGCUAUCAGUUAGUCAUCCUUGUAGAUAGUUUUAACAUAGUUUCAUUUAUCUGUAUAAUUUUCUUUUUAAUAUUGACGCUGAGAGGCCCUUUUUAGGGAUGCUCAAUUAAGUGAGUGUAUGUAUUUAUGUAUGUAG
Messenger RNA from Pocillopora meandrina, 1871 nucleotides. The record is from the annotation of a GenBank genome assembly. Lineage: Eukaryota; Metazoa; Cnidaria; Anthozoa; Scleractinia; Pocilloporidae.